Molecule: messenger RNA, 2225 nt
Organism: Vicia villosa (hairy vetch)
Lineage: Eukaryota; Viridiplantae; Streptophyta; Magnoliopsida; Fabales; Fabaceae
Product: LEAF RUST 10 DISEASE-RESISTANCE LOCUS RECEPTOR-LIKE PROTEIN KINASE-like 2.4
Exons: 3
Coding region: 84-2057 (657 amino acids)
Biological process (GO): protein phosphorylation
Molecular function (GO): ATP binding; polysaccharide binding; protein kinase activity
Source: RefSeq, a predicted model, not a curated record
UUUUACAUUUACUAUUAAAUUCCUCAUUUCUCUGCAUAGUCAAUAAUGUUGCUGCAGAGAUUUUAGUUCUUUACUCUCUUAGAAUGGCUUACUUGUUUAAUAUCCUUCCUCCUAUCCAUAUUAUUCAAUUCAUAGUCCUCUUGAAACUGAUUCAGAUACCUUUAUAUUUGAGCUCUGGUGAAGGUUGUGAUAAUCUGUUUACAUGUGGAAAUAUAACACAAAUUGGUUUUCCUUUCUGGGGAGAGGAUCGACCAAAAGAGUGUGGCUACCCUUUGUUGCAACUCAGUUGCGUAAACAACAUCAGUUACAUAACAAUCAAUGAUGUCAAGUAUCGUGUUUUAGAAGCCAACUCUUUCGAACAUACUUUGAGAAUCACUAGAGAAGACUAUUUGCAAGGAUUAUGCCCAGCAAAAUAUGUCAACACAACAUUAGACACUAAGAUCUUUGUUUAUGGUUCUAAAUACAAUAAUCUUACCUUCUUUUAUGAUUGUCCACUUUCAAUUACUUUUCCAUCUCCAUUUGGACAUUUUCCAUGUUCUUCAAAUGGUUUUGCUGCUAAAUAUGUUUAUAUUUGGUUUGGUCCAAAUAUUGGUCUCCAAGCUUCUUCAUGCCAAGAAAGUAUCAGUGUUCCAAUUUCUAAUUCAUCGGUUGAUGUUAGUGAUUCAACUAAAAUACAAAGCGCAGUCAGAGAUGGAUUUGUGGUGAAAUGGAUAGCAGGUACUGAAGAUUGUGAGAAGUGUAAAAAUUCAAGUGGAUUUUGUGGUUAUGAUUGGAUGUCAAAGCAAACAACCUGCUACUGCAGAGAUCAAUCUUGUUCUUCUCCGCCACAACAGUCUCAAGAAUCUCCACAUCCGGGUUCAAAACAUAACAGGAGGCUUAUUGUGAUAGGUGCUGUAGGAUUCGGAGUAACAAUGUUCUUUAUUAUUGUUAUUACGAUUAGUUGUUUCCUUAAAAGAGGUACGGGUAGACAACAAAAGAGUAUUUUCAGGAAAAGAAGAAAGCUUGUUGAGCACAAUGUGGAUGUUUUUAUGCAAAAUUAUAAUUUAUCCAUGCCAAGAAGAUACAGUUAUACAGAAAUAAAAAGGAUCACAAACUCAUUUCGAGAGAAACUAGGCCAGGGAGGAUAUGGUGUUGUGUACAAAGCAAGUUUAUUUGACAGUCGUUUAGUGGCCGUUAAAGUAAUAAAAGAGUCAAAGGGGAGUGGAGAAGAAUUCAUAAAUGAAGUUGCUAGCAUUAGUAGAACAUCACACAUGAACAUUGUGUCACUCUUUGGUUAUUGUUAUGAGGGAAACAAAAGAGCACUAAUAUAUGAGUUCAUGUCCAAAGGUUCAUUGGAUAAGUUCAUCUAUAAAAGUGAAUUUCCUAAUGCUAUUUGUGAUUUUGAUUGGAACACUCUGUUCCAAAUUGCAAUAGGCAUUGCUAGAGGACUAGAGUACUUACAUCAAGGAUGCAACUCAAGGAUUUUGCAUCUUGAUAUCAAACCCCAAAACAUUCUUUUGGAUGAAGACUUUUGUCCAAAAAUAUCUGACUUUGGUUUGGCUAAAAUAUGCCAAAAGAAGGAUAGUAUUGUGUCAAUACUAGGGGCAAGAGGAACUAUAGGAUAUAUGGCACCCGAAAUAUUUAGUAGAGCAUUUGGUGGAGUUUCUUACAAGUCUGAUGUGUACAGUUAUGGCAUGUUGAUUCUUGAAAUGAUAGGAGGAAGAAAGAACUAUGACACUGGAGGGUCGAGUACUUCUGAAAUGUAUUUUCCUGAUUGGAUUUAUAAAGAUCUUGAGCAAGGUAAUACUAGUAACACUCUUUUAAAUAAUUUGACAAUCUCAGAGGAAGAAAAUGAUAUGGUUAGAAAGAUUACUUUGGUGAGUCUAUGGUGCAUUCAAACUAAUCCAUCCGAUAGACCAGCGAUGAAUAAAGUAAUAGAAAUGCUACUUGGACCACUUUCAUCAGUGUCAUAUCCUCCAAAGCCGGUCUUGUUUUCUCCUGAAAGGCCUGCACUACCGGUAGAAUGUAUAUCCUCAUCCGAUUUCAAUGAAACAAGUUCAAUUACAGUAUCGAAAUAAUUGUUCUUUCUAUGAUUCAAAUGAUUAUGUUAUGUCCACGGCUUCCAAAGUGGAACAAGAACUUGUGUAACUGUCUCUGGCAUACAGUUUUAGAAUUAAUUAUUUGAAAUUCAAAAUCAAUUUCAUAUAGUUGUAGUGAUUGCAAUGGCUAAACUACUGGCAUAUUUU